AGAGCAUCUGCUGCUUACGGAUGUGAACCGGACACGUCUGGAACACCGACCAGGAGUCGGAGGUGGGGCAGUAGCGAAGCACAUUGGUGUUUCUGUCUGUCAGGAAAGAAAAACGUUGCAUCAGAAAUAAGCAGGAGGACGGCAGGCGCAUCAAUGACGGGGACAGCAGUCAAACCUUCACCGCUCGGCCUGUUUGACGUCCGUGGCUCCAGGUAUCGAGCUGCCAGCUGUUUGUGAUCCGAGCUCAGGAUGUGGAGGCCGGUGCGCACCUCCUGCUUCUCCCGCUGCCUCCUUUCCAUCUACCUCCUCUUCAUCCUCCUCAUCAUCAGCGCUCACAGAUCAGCAGCGUCAGCCGAUGGAGACUUGCAUCCUUGCGACAAGGGAGAUUUCUUCUACCAGUACACAGAGUGUGACAGCACCGGGUCAAGAUGGCGGGUCGCCAUCCCUCUCAGUCCCGGCUCCUGUUCGGACCUCCCCUCUCCAACCAGAGGAACAGACUGCUCCUUCUCCUGUCCGGCUGGAAUGUUUCUGGAGAUGUCGUCCCAGUUGUGCACGCCGUGUGCAGCCGGUUCUUACUCUCUGGGCAGCGGACUGAGGUUCGACCAAUGGGACGCCAUUCCUGCGGGCUUCACGAGCCUAGCCAGCUUUUUGGAUCCUGGACCAAAUGGAGAGGACAUACAGGCCUGUAACAGCUCAUCAUGGACGCCGCAGGGUGUGUACCUGGAGUCCAACCGCGACGAGUGCACAGUGUCUCUAGUUUACGCCGUCCAUCUGGAAAAACAGGGAUCCGUCUCGUUCACCUAUCAGUAUCCAGACAACAACAUUUUCUUUGAGUUUUACGUCCAGAACGAGCAAUGCCAAGAAAUGUCCCAGACUGACGACCAGAAGUGGAUUAAAGUCACUAGCAGUGGAGAAUGGGGAACACAUACAGUGAGCCUGAAGUCGGGCACAAACAUCCUGUACUGGAGAACAACUGGGAUACUGGUGGGAGGGAAGAUGGUGAAACCGGUUCUGCUGAAGAACAUCCAAAUAGAGGGUGUCGCCUACACGUCUGAGUGUUUUCCAUGUCGGCCCGGCUGGUUCAGCCCGAUGCCCGGUUCCUCAUCCUGCCAAGCGUGUCCUAGCAACACAUACUCUGGAAAGGGAGCGUCCGCCUGUUCAGCCUGUCCUGAACACUACUACUCACAUGAGGGCUGGGCUGAAUGUAAGGUGAGACCGCCGUGCUCAGAGAAGGAUUACUUCCAGAUUCACACAGCCUGCGACAGCGAGGGAAAGACGCAGGUGCUGUAUCGAUGGGUGGAGCCAAAAAUCUGCGUGGAAAACGUGACGGGGGCCGUCAAGCUGCCUGCAACCGGACAGAGAGAGCCGUGCCCCCCCUGUAACCCCGGAUACUACAACAGCAACGACUCCACCUGUCUGCCCUGCCCACCUGGAACACACUCUGACGGCAUCUACGCGUGCGUCGAGUGUCCUGCAGGCACCGAACCCGUGUUGGGUUACGAGUACAAAUGGUGGAACGUGCUGCCGUCCAACAUGAAGACGUCUUGCUUCAACGUGGGGAACUCCAAAUGCGACGAUAUGAACGGAUGGGAGGUCGCUGGAGAUCACAUCCGCAGCGGGGCAGGAAGUUCGGACAACGAUUACCUCAUCCUCAGUCUCACUGUUCCGGGAUUUAAGGUGCCGGCGUCGCUCUCAGGGAUGACCGGUGGAGAGAUCGGAAAAAUCACGUUUGUGUUCGAGACGAUCUGCUCUGCUGACUGUGAGCUCUACUUCAUGAUGGAUAUGAACAGGAAGAGCACCACCGUGGUGGAGUCCUGGGAGGGCAGUAAGGGGAAGCAGGCGUUUUCCCACAGUAUGACGAGAAACGCCUCUGUGACGUACACCUGGGCCUUUCAGAGGAUGAGCCACGCUUUGGAUGUGCGCCGUUACGUCAGCGACACGGUGAAGAUCUACUCCAUCAAGGUGACCAACGUCCUGGACGGGGUGGCGUCGGCGUGCCGGGCCUGCGCUCUCGUCCCACAGAACUCGCAGCGGGCCGGCUCCUCCUGCGUUCCCUGCCCCGCCGGGUUCUUCAUCGACCGGGAGACCAACAGGUGCCAGGAGUGUCCGGCCAACACACACCUGGCUGGGCGGCACACCUACGGCCAGGACGCCUGCAUCGCCUGUGGACCCGGAAGCAUCAGCAACAAGGAGCAUUCCCGCUGCUUCAGCGACUGCUUUUUCACCCACACGGAGAACAACAGAACGCUGACCUUUGACCUCAGCCCCAUGAGUAAUGUGGCUUCGUUGAUAUUGGGGCCAAGUUUCACCUCUAAAGGCACAAAGUAUCUACACCUGUUCAACGUCAGCCUCUGUGGCCACGAGGGAAAACGAGCUGCUGUCUGCACCGAUAACGUCACCGACGUGUCCAGCAAAGACGACCAAAGUGACCUGUCUCAGUUCGUCAACACGGUGGACAGCUUCCUGUGCCAGUCGACCAUCAUCCCAGGAGAUGGGCGGGGCUUCAGGAUGGCCAUCUCCUCCCAGUCCAUCAGCCUGGCCGACACAUUCAUAGGAGCAACAGUGGACACGGUUCUCAGCGGAGUGAACGCCAAACCGGAUCUGUUCCCAGAAAAUCCAAACGACGUUCCGGACAUCAACUUCUUCUACAGGUCAACGCAGGCGACGGCGUCCUGUGAUCAGGGUCGAAGUUCAGUCAUCACGGUUCGCUGCGACCCGGACGCAUCAGACAGAGGAGAACUUUCUGUGCCCAGCUCCUGUCCUGCAGGGACGUGUGACGGAUGCAUGUUUCACUUCCUGUGGCAGAGCGCCAGCGCCUGUCCGCGCUGCACUGAGGCCGACUACCACCUGAUAGAGGGAGCCUGCAGGGGGGGAAUCCAGGAAACGCUGUACGUGUGGAAUGAACCAAAACUGUGCAGCAAAGGCGUGGCGCUGCCUUCUCGAAGCUCCGCCCCCUGCGAGGUCAUCGCUCUGUGGCUGAAGGUCGGGCUCGGCGUCGGAGCCUUCGUCGCCGUGCUGCUCGUCUCCCUCACCUUCUAUUUCUGGAAGAAAAACAAGAGGUUGGAGUAUAAAUACUCCCGUCUGGUGAUGUCCGCCAACAAGGAGUGUGAGCUGCCAGCUGCAGACAGCUGUGCGCUGGCGGAAGGAGAGGAGGCCGAAGACGACGUGGUUUACACCCAGAAACCCUCCCUGCUGGGGAAACUCAGGGCCAUCGCCAACAAGCAUGAGGGUGGAGAGAGCAGCGAGUCGGUGCAGCUGAACUCCUCCCGUGCCGAUCGAUGGGUCCUGGGAUAAAGUUUCCUGAUGGACGGUGAUGCGUUCGCUGUCCAGAGUCCUGUGUCUCUUUUUUUCUAUCGAACUGCAGACAGCCUGGAUAAUGCAUCGUAAUUUUCCUCCACAGUUUAACUCCAUGGAUUCAAAAACUGCACCAAAAAACAAACAUCAUCUUAAUGUUUUUUGUACGUUUUGUAUUUUAUUUAUUUUCUGUUCAGGGUUAUGUAUUUAUAUUGUUAUGAUAAAGAACGUUUAUUAAAGUCCUGUUUGACUUUAUUAGAAGAUCUCUCAAGUUAAUGUCCUUCAACAUUAUCCAGUGAAUGGAGGCGGGCUUUGUAGAAAAACAGUUUAUAAAACUUAAUUUUAAUGCAUUUUGUUUGUUCUUUUUUUCAGUGACAUCUCAGAUUAGUUUUUGAAAUGUGUUUAGAAAGUAUUUAUUAAUUUAUCUGCCCCUUUAACCAGAGCAAAAACUUGCUUUUUGUGAUAUUUUACUUAAUCAUGUGGUCAUUAAUGAUCCUGGAUUUGACUGUACUGGGACUUUAAAAUCCCUGUUUUCUCGCUUCCAAUGUUUAAAAUAAGACAAAAUGAUUGUAGAUGAAUAACCAAAGAAUUUGCUUUUCAAAUUCUUUUGGUGUGCACUCAUAAAUUUAGACACUUUUCGUCCCUGGAAAAGAUGAAUGAUCAUUGUUUUUACUUUGGUAUUAAGUUUUCAGGUCACUUCCAGUAUCAUAGAUGUUUGUAAAAACUAUUAGAGCUCCAAUAUAUUUGAAUAUAGUUUCAGAAAAAUGACAGUAUUAAAGUAUAAUAAGUUUUGGAAAAAGCCUUU
This is a messenger RNA of Gambusia affinis (western mosquitofish), 4099 nucleotides long. Its product is annotated as endosome/lysosome-associated apoptosis and autophagy regulator family member 2-like. The transcript has 23 exons. Gene Ontology annotation, biological process: positive regulation of BMP signaling pathway. Lineage: Eukaryota; Metazoa; Chordata; Actinopteri; Cyprinodontiformes; Poeciliidae. Bases 250 to 3294 code for a protein of 1014 amino acids. The record is from RefSeq and is a predicted model, not a curated record.